Molecule: messenger RNA, 234 nt
Organism: Sphenostylis stenocarpa
Lineage: Eukaryota; Viridiplantae; Streptophyta; Magnoliopsida; Fabales; Fabaceae
Source: the annotation of a GenBank genome assembly
AUGAUUUUUUUUUAUACAGGGCUUUCUUUUCGCGGGAAAACUGUCUCUGAUCGCGUGCGAGACGUUACUUCCCGCCAAAAUGAGACGUUUCUUCCCGCCAAAAUGAGACGUUGCUUCCCGCUACUACGUGGGCUUGUUAUCAGCAAGAUACGAACCAUUCCAAUUAAAGAGGGAUUCGACCUAAUCGGACCAAUCUCUGGCUUUUGCUACAAUUACAAUGUAGUAUCCAAGUAA